Messenger RNA from Owenia fusiformis, 675 nucleotides. Lineage: Eukaryota; Metazoa; Annelida; Polychaeta; Sabellida; Oweniidae. The record is from the annotation of a GenBank genome assembly.
GACCCGUUUCUAUUGUAUUCUAUCUUUUAUUGUAAAAAUCGUCUGAAAUACAGAAAUAUAUACCUUGAUACUACCAAUACACCUGAAUGGGAAUUUACAAGGAAAACUUGAGAAAAGGUGAGUGAAAAUAACUCUCGAAUUAUCAAAUUAUCGCCCACAAGAAAGUUGCCGAAAAAUCAAGUUUGUGUCAGAUAUCCAUGCAUACUUUAUCAGUUUAUGUUGGGGUCGAUUAACCGAUGAUUAAUCGAUUAAUAUGUUUCGUUGAUCGAUUAAGUAAUGUGUCAUCGGUGCACACCUCUAGCGCAUAGUAUAGAAAAUCUGAUAAAUAAACCAUAUGUUAACAGAGACCAUGCGAAUACUAUGCCCCAAUCACGAAUUAAUAGUGCCUUUCACCCAUAUGUUCAUUAUGUAAACCCAGAAAUAAGGCAGUGGAGUCAACCAACUGUGCCAGCACCACAAUAUCCAUUCAUAAUGAAUUCACAAUAUAAUAUGGUGCCUAAUUAUAUGCCAAUAUAUUUAGCACCAUAUAUACCACAUAACUUUCAAUCGCAUUUUCAACCAACUGGAACCCCUCAAUAUAUCGCCAAAUCAUCAACGACUGAUACCUCAAUCAGUGCCCACCUUUGCAGAGAGAUAUCAAAAUAACAUGACCAACCUUGGGGAAGGUCAGUUUAU